CAGCGCCACCGGUGAUACAGUAAAUGGGCAAUCACAGCUGCAUUUUACCACAGCAGUGAUCGGCACCGAUCAUCAGGGCACUGAUGAUCAGUGCCCUGAUGGUCAGUGCCCAGCAGUGCAGCCCACUUGUGCCACCCACCUGUGCCCACCAGUACCACCCACCUGUACCCAUCAGUGCCACCCACUUGUGCCCAUCAGUGUUACCCAACUGUGCCCAUCAGUGCCACCCACCUGUGCCCAGCAGUUCCUAGCAGUGCACCCAUCAGUGCUGCCCAGC
Staurois parvus is the source of this 277-nucleotide messenger RNA. The record is from the annotation of a GenBank genome assembly. NCBI's taxonomy places the organism in Eukaryota, Metazoa, Chordata, Amphibia, Anura, Ranidae.